Anopheles gambiae (African malaria mosquito) is the source of this 5910-nucleotide messenger RNA. RefSeq names its product periodic tryptophan protein 1 homolog (gene nclb). Lineage: Eukaryota; Metazoa; Arthropoda; Insecta; Diptera; Culicidae. Gene Ontology annotation, molecular function: protein binding. Gene Ontology annotation, cellular component: nucleus. Bases 369 to 1838 code for a protein of 489 amino acids. The transcript is spliced from 7 exons. Gene Ontology annotation, biological process: rRNA processing. The record is from RefSeq and is a predicted model, not a curated record.
AGAUACAGAUAUCUUGGUGACGAAAUUAGCUCGGUUAUAGCACUGGGUAUGGAACUUAUCGAAAAGAAACUCAUGCAUUUUGCGAUAAAAUUGAAAUGUUGCUACUUUUGAUGAGUGUUUGUUACCAGUUUUGAAAUAUAUAACGGUGUAUUAUCUGCUUUCCGAUACUUCAUGGUGUAUUUUUCAAUAAAAACAUUAAAAAAAACUUGCACAGAAAUGUCAUGCUUGUGAUCGCUGUUUGACGUCGACGUAGCCUGUUGUCAGUUAGAGGCGUACGUAAAUAAACAAUUCGGAUUAAACACGUGCUUGGUGCAUUUGGAUUGCCUGAGAACUGAGGACAGCGAAUUUAAUUUUAUCACGCUAUAACGAUGGAGUCUGACCAGGAAGAUGAGGUUCCCAAUGUCAAUUUCGUCCCGAGCUUGCUGUUCGUAAAACGUGGCGUUGCAAAGGCCAACCCGGACAAGGUUACAUUAACCCCGGCAGAGCUGGCAAGAAUUAUCAACGAGACCAGAGAAGAUCUGGAAGAAGAAGGGGCGGAAGGGAUGGACACAUCCGACGACGAAGAGAAUGAAGAUAGUGAGAGAAGUUUAGCUGAAAGAGCUGGCAGGUUGGCAGCGAUGAACGCAGAUGGCACGGGUGAAGGAACCGAUGAGUAUAAUUUCGAUUCGUACGAGCAAGAAACCGGCACAACCGGAUUACAUCUGAGUACGGUGGCCGUAAUUGAUCCGACAGAAAACAUCCAGGAUGAUGAAGAUUCGGAUGCGGAAGAUGAAAUCAUUAAGCCGACUGACAACCUGAUCCUUGUCGGACACGUGCAGAACGAGAGCGCCUCGAUGGAAGUGUACAUUUACAACGAAGAGGAAGGAAGCCUAUACAUUCAUCACGACUUCCUGCUGCCGAGUCCUCCGCUGUGUAUCGAGUGGCUCAGCUUUGAUGCGGGCAGUGAUAAACCGGGCAACAUGUGCGCGAUCGGGUGUAUGGAACCUAUUAUUACAAUAUGGGAUUUAGACAUUCAGGAUUCGUUGGAACCGGUGUGCAAGCUGGGGUCGAAAGGCAGUCGUAAGAAGAACCUCCCAAAGCUUGGCCACACGGACGCUGUUUUGGAUAUUUCCUGGAAUCACCAUUUGCAACAUAUCCUAGCUAGCGGAUCGGUGGAUCAAACGGUAAUUCUAUGGGACCUGGAGGAGGGCACACCCCACACGACGAUCCGCGACUUUGGGGAGAAGGUGCAGACAUUAGCGUUUCACCCGAAGCGAGCCGAAACGCUUCUGGUUGGGAGUUGCGAUGGCAAAGUAAAAGUGUUCGACUGCCGCUCUACAACCGACGACAGCAGCAGCUACAAAAUGUGGGAUCUUGGUGGCGAAGUGGAACGUGUCUGCUGGGAUCACUUUAACCAGAACUGCUUUGUGGCCAGCACCAACGAUGGAAAGAUGCACUACAUUGACAGCCGCCAGGAUGAACGUCCGCUGUGGUCGAAGGAAGCGCACGAGAAGGAAGUUACCGGACUCGUGCUUAGCGCUCAUGUGAAGGGAAUGCUUUCAACUGCCUCCGCGGACGGCUCAUUGAAAGUAUGGGACAUUGAUGAGCAGGAUGCGCGCAUGGUAUAUCAAAAGAAUCCCAAAAUCGGUGUUAUACAGUGUUUGGGUGAAUGUGACGAAAGUCCGUUUACCCUGGCAUUGGGCGGAGAUUUGAAGACGAAGAAUUUUUGCGUGGUGAACCUGCUGGACAACGAUAUCGUGUCAAACGUAUUUAAAUCGAGACACGUUGCAAAUGUUUCGGACAGCAGUUGCGAACCUCCAACGGAAGAAAUGGAAGAAGCAACCAUCGAAGAUGAGUAAAUUUCUAAUUUCCAGUAUGCCAAUAAAGGUUUACACAUGAUCGAAAAUAACGUUACUUCUAUAUUUCGAUAUGAGAAACUUUACUACAUGGCAAGACUCUACUUGGUUUUUAAUCGGAUGUUUCGGUGAUGGUAGAGAAAGCAAACUUUUUUUUUGUGAGCUUUUUUUUUUCUUUCAUGUACUACUGUUGCAUAAAAAACGAUAAAGUCUAAUUUCUAGAUCAUGCGAUUGUAUUUUGCAAAAUGUACGUUUUAAAUAACAUUGUUCCUCUACUGAAGGCUGAUUGAUUUGACCUGAUCGAUCAAACCAAUUCACCAUAGUUAUGAAGCCAAAACAUCAACAAUCCUUCGCCUUCAAACUGAAAUCUAAUCAUUUCACCCUGAAGUUGAUCAUAUGCAGUUUUGUUCUCAGAGAGAGAGAGAGGGGGGGGGGGGGGGGGAGAGAGAAAGGAAGGGAAAGAGCCAAUGAUUCAAGGUUUGGCUGAUAACAAAUGAAUAGUGCAAUACGAGCCAGGAAAGUUCGUAUAAAUUAGUUUGAUAAAUCCAGAGCGCUCAUUAGUUGGCAGGGAAGUGUAUCAUCGGUAAGCUGUAAUACCACAAACGGGGCAAACCUACUACAGCAUGGAACAUAAAGUCGAUAUAAAUCGUGCGGCUUAUAGCCACUUUGCGAAACCGUCCGCGUCAAUGGGAUACAGGAAAGUACUCUACACGCUCUUAGCUUUCAGCUCCAUCGCUUUCGGUGCAUUCGUGAUGGCAGUGUUCUACCACUGGAAUGAAGUACAGAGCAUCGAUAACCGAAUGCAGAUGCACGAUGUAAAGGAAGUAAUUCGACUGACGGAUAUGCUGUUGACCAAGCAUGAAUCCAAUGCGGCCAACGUUGAAAAGCUUCUCGCACUGUUUCAACAGCACUUGCGAAUGGAAUCGGGAAGUCAGUUGAACGUAGAAGCAGACUUCGAGUCAAACUUAACGUUUGGUGAUCUGGCGAAGGACAGGAAGCAGAACCAUAAGCCUUUGGAAGCUGAGCCGGCAGCCGAUGGAGAAGAAAAGGACAAUCAAUCUCCGGAAUCUGCAAAAACAAACUCGAAUCCUGCAGAUGAUAUCAUGAACCGGACGGAUGAUCAACGUCAGAGUACUACACGUGGUCCGGUAGAAGAAAAACAAUCUGCCGAGAGUUUUCAUUGGAAAUUUAGCAUUCCGCGGGCUGGCUGGUUGCAGCUUUCGCCAUUUGGUAUAAGUUACGGUACAUCGGGUGAAUCCGCUGACAAUCAAAUUGUGAGCAAGGAAGUGGAAUAACUAGCGAAUAAAAACCUUCAGAAACAGUGAAAGUAAAUUUAAAUGUAUCGUUUUUUUGGUUUUAAUUUUAAACGGGAAAAGGAAAAGGUAUUUACCAACAACGUCUUGUGGCGCCAGAAGUAAUUGAAACACUGGCAAACAUUAAAAAUCUAUCGUAAUAGAACAUCUGGAAUGUUUUUAUCUAGCAAAAAAAAAAACAUUUUUUUAAAUUUCCAGCUACAUAUAAAUUUCAUUUGUCCACUUAAAUAAUAAAAAUGUGUUUAAAAAUUACAAAAAAUUUUAAAAGAAAUUUGUAAACAGAAAAAGUACAAAUAAUGCUUAAAAGCUGUUUGUAUAUUAACAAUAGUACGAUUAUCAGUCGUCUUCAAUUAAGCGCCGGGUCCAAAUGCGGUAUGGCAGCAAACGAAAAAAAAAACAAUUACAGUUAUAGCCGUAUAAGUCAGAACUAAAACUCAGGAAUCACGAGUAAUAUUAAAUUUCAAUGAAAUACGAAAAUAUUAUUAUUUUAAUAACUCAGUUUUUUCAAAGUGAUCGUGACUCUUUUCAAUUUUAGCUUUAAUGAUAAAACUACCGAUGGCACAAUGAACGAAAGCGUAAAUAAAUUUUGUCUUGUCAAUUAAUGAUCUGCUAGGUGGAAUAUUCAUUCAAUGUUCUUUUUACACCCAUGCUUUACACAAAUAAGAAAAGUAAUUCAUCACCACUGUAAUUGUGUGUUUUAAUGUACAUUUCUUUUCCUGGAAAGGUUUGUGUUGGGGUUUGUAAACGUGUGGGUAGGAUCGCGAAGAACCUUGCCAGCCAUUAUCAAUCAAACGGCCCAAUGGCGAUAAUGAGGAGAAGUGGCGCAGAUAGUCUACAGCAGAUCGGUUGAUUCAGUCGUCGGAAAGCGCUCCACAAUUUCACUAGCAACCAACGAAUUUACGUUCACGGCAGUUGGUUCCAUACGUGCUCCGUGUUAGAUUUGCAACGGUGUGUAACAGGAUAAAACAAGAUCGGAUCAUAGUGGAUCCUGGUGCUGAGCGUAAGAUCGACCAUCUCCCUUGUCCUCAGCAAUAAUAAUGGUUACCAUUCGGAACGAUAUAGAAUCGAACGGGAGCGCCAACAGAGCGGACAGUGCAGCUAGUGUGGUCGAGGGUACCAAAAACAUUAACCAACUAGCGAACGGAUCGCGCAGAUCCACAAUGGGCGAUAUAAAGCAGAAAGCUUUCAACAAGAAGUGUGUCGGUUUCCUGGCACUGAUCGUGUGUGUUGGUGUUUGCUUCGGUGUUGGGAUGCUAUUUCUCUACGGUCAUUUGGUGGAUCGAUUGCAUGAAAGUGCCAAUCACGGGUCAAUGUUGCACGACAAAAAUGGCAAUCCUGUGAAGCAUCUUCUUACCACUACUACAUCGACAACAACGACCACUACAUCGCCAUUAUCAUCAUCAUCAUCGCCGUCGCCGACAACAUCAACGGUCCCGACAGCGGUGACGGAAAUUUCGCCUACUACGACCAGUACAGAGAGCUUCAUCCAGCCGUCUACGCCAGGAAAACGCCAGGAAGAUGAUGUGUUUGACUUAGAUUCUGGAUUGAACGACAAGGGAAAGGCUGCCGUAGCGACGCCUCAAUCCUCGAUGGAGAUCACCACUGCUCGCAACGCGGGCAUGCCGCCUGGCUGGGGCAAGAUACAGUAUAGUCCACCGCAAGGAAUGGGCUCUAACGUACAGUAUGUGCCCUCCAGCGGUAGCGGCGAUUAUUCCGGCGAUGACAGUGAUGACGAUGAUGUACAGAAUGACGCGGAAGGCUCGGGAAAUCAUAAAUAAAAUACAACGUGCUGUACGGUAAUCGAACGUGGCGCGCAAUUGUGUUGCAAAAGUUGCGAGCUUUGUUAAUAUAAAACUCCGAUAAGUACGCCACAGCUCGCUUCCGACCAGCGCACCAGAUGAUGCAAGAUGAAGGCAAUUGUUCAGAUGUGGUCGUUACGUUACGCAGUUCGUUGAGACGCAUGCUUUGGCACAGACAAGUGAUAAGAGCACCUUGUUAUGGGUGAGAACAGGACGUGGAAAGGCGAAGUAAAUUUUGGUAAACUGUUCUACAUCACAGACACUAGGAGUGCCAACAGUGAAUGUAAAGAUUGAUGAAAAAUAACACUUAUUACCAACUUCACAUGAGUGUAACGUCUAACGUCACCUCGUUUCGUAUCACAGCAAAUGUAGCAUUUUAUGUUAGAAGUGAAUUAUAAAAUUCGCGUGUUGCAAAAAUCAUGGUUAGAGUGUUUUAUUGUAGUACUUAUUCAAUAAAAUAUAAUAAUAUGGUGAAUACUAACGACAAGAAAACAAUUCUUUUUCUCAAGAAAGUAGUAGCAAUAUAAUAUACGAAAGUUAGAAGGAUCUAUGUUAUUGAGGUAUGGCUGAAAUUGACGAAUUUGUAUUGCGUCUUAAUGUUGCCUUUAUGUCUUACCAUUUAGUGCUGAACUAUCUGUCCCUAAUUGGUGUAUUAAUAGAUAAAAAAUAGCCGGUCCUGUGACAACCAGAUUUGAAUCUAUGAUGGGUCUAUUGUAACCAGUGCCGUAUGGACAGAGUACUAGCGACAUGGCCCCCCGGAAGGAUGGCCCCCGAGGCUGGCGAAUCAUUUCAAAGGGGCCUCAACUUGUAUUACCGCCUAGGGCCCCCGAUACCCUUAAUCCGCCACUGAUUGUAACAUCGUGCACCUAACGACAAUACUACCGCGAUUGACUCUUUUAACUCUUACUUUGCUCCAUAUUUCAUGCUUACUAUUGAAGAAUAUGUAAUUCAUUAUAAACUGAA